AUGUACAGUAGAGGAAAUUGGAGUUCAAAAGUCCCUGAUGUUAGUAGUUCACAAGUUUCUGAGUGGCUGCGCUAUGGACUGAUCAUCUGUGAGAAAAAUAUUAUGGCAAAGCCUUAUGUGAAGGUCAUAGUUGUGGUCCUUUGCCUGAAUUUUACUGGAUUGUCAGAGAGCAAAUCACAGCAGACCGGUGUUGGUAUCUAUUACAGAUCUGACUGCUGGUGGGAUGGGAAGUUCAUGAUGAAUUGCUCUUUCAUUGGGAAAUCUACUAUCCCCAAAGACAUUCAAACAGUAACAAUAGUUGAUUUAAGUUAUAAUAAUAUUACUACCUUACUCUGGUCUAACUGGAGAGAUGAAAAAUGGAAUAUGAAAUAUCUGAAUCUCAGUAAUAACCUGAUUUCUAAGCUAUCUUUAAAUAAAAACAGAAAACCAUUUUUACCAGACAAAAUUGGGCUUUACGUGUAUGUUAUCCAAAUUGAUCACAGUGGUUUUCAGAACUGUUCCCAACAAAAGAACGUCUACUUACAGAUCAACAGGAUAACCAAAAUUCAUCCAGAUGCCUUCAAGAAUCUCAAAAACUUGCAGGUUGUUAACCUCAGCAACAAUGCUAUGACAACCCUUCUAAAAGCAAUAUUCAUUGACUUGAACAUACUUCAAUGGGAAGUGGAUUUAUCAAACAAUCCCUGGAUAUGUGACUGCAGGCUCAUUGCUUUCAAACAUUUCAUUAGUUUUCUUUCUGAAUCCUUGAGGAAAAAGUGGAGUAUCUUAUGCAAUGAACUGAAAAUUGCUGUCCCAACAGGAGAAACAGCUGUGCUAGACUGUGGCUUGGAUAAAACCUGGGGGAAUGAAGAAAUCUAUUGGUGGACACCCCGUGGCAGAAUUUCCAGGGAUAACUGGCUUCCUCAUAUUAGACAGGAUGAAAUGAAAAACUUAAUACACAAUAUUGGGAAAACUGCAGAAGCUCUAUAUGCAGGUAUUUGUAACAAAAUGAAGACAAAAUAUCUCAUCUAUGACAUAUAUGUGAAGCAAAAAUAUUCACCAUCCUUGGUUAGAAAUGCCAGAGACAUCAAUGCUGUUAUUAGAAAAGGAAGAACAGAAAGAGACUUCACCUUGGCAGUCUGUCUCUCAGUGCUCAUUACAUUUGUUUGUGCUUUUUGUCUUGGUGCUUUCACUAGACCUUACAUUGGCAGACUCUGGAGACAAAUAUGCAGAAAGAAAAGCUCAGCUUCAGAAAAUACAUUUUCUAAUCAAGGAUUUUCAGCUGAAAGCCUGACAAGAGAGAACACUACAAACACACAAAUAAACGUACUGCAAAACUUGUCUUUUUGUAGCGGAAACUCUUCAAGAAAUGUAGGCUCUUGCAUUGUGAAAGCCAAUAGCUUGCAUAAAGUUGUCUUUCACAACAGUGUGCUUGCACUAAAUACAGAAGAAGCAAACCAAGAUCAAAGCAGCAGCUAUAUCAAAGUAAAGAAAGAAAAGGUGUCUCAGAAUAGCCAGGCAACUAAUUCUGCUGGUGAAGCAGAUAUAGACAUUGAUAAUAAUGACAUUUUUUCUGCAAUGUCAGAUCAUCAGUGUCACAAUAAAGCCUUUCAAAGAGAAUUAUCAAAUAAUGACAUUUCAUCACGUGAUGAUUCAAAAUACCUUUUUAAUGAAGAUUCAGGAAAAAGCAGGUUCUCUCCUAUAGCAAAUAGAUUUAACAUGGACUCUUACUCGCUCCACAUUGAAUCUUCAGAUUUAAAUUCACCAUUUGCAAGAGAAACUAACUUUCCAUUUUCUGAAGCACAAAUACAAACAAACGCACAAAGUUCUGAAUACAGCGAUGUAAACAACAGGUCUAAUCUGUUGCAGUCUGAAAUUGCAGAGUCUCUUCAGGAGAAUAUGAGACAAAUGACUUCCCACACUCAGCCACUGAAUACUCAACAAUUUGUGCUCAAAAGGGAUAACUGUGAUAAAGAGCUUGAUGUAAAGGACAACAUAGAUAUGCUCAAUAACAGUGAGAAUUUUAUUUUACCUUCUAGCUGUGAAAGUGGUAUAAAUAUUGAGAAUUCACAUACCUACCAAACACAGAAAAAUUCUGCUAGUAUUCAAGAGCUUAAGUGUAAAGAAGAAAAUACUAGAAAUAAAGACAAUCCAGUGGACAUGUUUAAUGACAGCAGUUCCACAGAUGAAGGGUCUGCAUUCGCACUGAGUGAUUCCAGUUCUUUAACAGAAAGUGAACUGGGGCAAUCUAAUGCUGGUGAUGAUCAUCAUCUGACCAACCCGUCAGUAACAGAGCAGGUGAUUAGCUUAAACAGUGGUAUUACUGGCAAGUUCACCACAUUGCCACAGAGUCCUACCAUUACUACUGGAUUUCAAGAUAUUAUGCAAAAACAUCAAAGUAAGAAUGAAACAUAUUCUGAAACAGCUAUUAUUUCUGGAUCAGGUACUGGCAUGUCUGAAACAUAUUCAUCUGUUCUUCAUAUAGAUUAA
Molecule: messenger RNA, 2466 nt
Organism: Gopherus evgoodei (Goodes thornscrub tortoise)
Lineage: Eukaryota; Metazoa; Chordata; Testudines; Testudinidae
Gene: LRRC66
Product: leucine rich repeat containing 66
Cellular component (GO): extracellular matrix
Molecular function (GO): protein binding
Source: RefSeq, a predicted model, not a curated record